AUGAAUGAUCGUGAUUAUCCAGGGAGAAAUAUCCCUGAAAAGCUGGUGAGCAAAGGAUUGUUUGAUCAGAAUGGAGUCCCGUUAUCUCCAUUUGCUGCUGAUGUUCUGAAGGAUUCUGAAAAUCGCGAGACAGGUUCUACUCCGGAUACUAUUCCUGUUCGUGGUAUUGGCCUACGGGUGACUAAUAUUGAAGGUAAAUCUACGUUACCAAGGAGAGGUAUGUUUUACUCAGACAAUGUCUCGGUUAUAGAUGGACUCGCUGCUAUUUCUAAACCUGUUGCUAUGGAUAAUGUUGUGAAAGCCAGUUCGGGUAGCAUGGGGGUAGAGGAACGUCAAGUUCAGGAGAGUUGUAGUCAACAGGAUCAUGUUACUGGUGUAAAACCUUUGUCAUAUGCUCAAUCUGUUAGGGGAACUAGUGAAAGGAAGGUGAAUUUUCGAUCGUUGGAAGCUGAAGAGAAGCAGGAUGGGUGUGAUGUUGUUCUAUCUAGGGAUUCAGUCAGAGUGGUGCAAGAUAAGUUAGCAAAUACUUUGUAUGGAUACUUUUUGGGGGAUCGUGUCGCGUUUCCGGUUGUGGACUACUUUGUUAAGAAUAAUUGGAAGCGUUUUGGUUUACAGAAAUCUAUGAUGAACGCCAAUGGUUACUUCUUUUUCAAAUUUGCGGAUCAUGCAGGUAUGAUGAAUGCUCUGAAUGAGGGACCAUGGAUUAUUCGAUCACAGCCGUUGUUUUUGGAACUUUGGUCACCGUCUGUUAAACUGGAGAAGAAAGAGGUGAAGAAGGUUCAGGUUUGGGUUAAGUUCCAUGAAGUACCUAUAGCGGCAUACACUGAGGAUGGUUUAAGUUUAAUUGCUACAACUAUCGGGGAGCCGAAAGCCUUGGACUCUUUCACUACAUCAAUGUGUGUAGAUAUGUGGGGUAGAAGCAGUUUUGCUCGUGCUUUGGUUGAGAUUUCAGCCGACUCUGAAUUCAAGGAGGAAUUAACCAUUGCUGUCCCUCGGCUUGAUGGAGAUGGUUUUAUCAAGGAGAAAGUUUAUGUCGAGUACGAAUGGUGUCCUCUUAGAUGUGGGCGAUGCAGUGUUUUUGGUCAUACUGAUGAUUGUUGCCCUAAGCAGGCUUCGAAAGGCUCUAAUGGAAAUACUCAACAUGGAAAGUUCCCUGGUAAUGAUAAGAAGUAUAAGCAACCAAUUCAGGAAAGGGGUAUUCCAAAGAGGCAGCCCAUUGUGGAUGAUGAUGGUUAUACCACGGUUCAAGGUAAGAAGGCAGCUAGGAAGGUUGGAUUCAAUGUCAAUAAACCGAAGCAAAAAUUCGAAUAUAGGCCUGUGGCGUCUAAGGGUAAGGAUGGGGGCCCGAAUUCUAAUACAGGUGGUUCAAUGAAAAGAGAUGAGCCGGCUGUUGCGUCGGUUCAGGUUUCGAACUCGUUUGAUGCUCUUAAUGAUCCAGAUGUUAAUUUGGAUGAGAAUGGGGAUACAUCAGGGGCGGCCCAUCAAGAGGUGGAGGAUGAAGAGGUUGUUGAGGUGCUUAAUGAUUUAUAUGGAGAUGAGAUGGACGAUUUUUUGAGGAAGGGAACGGUUAAGUCGGGUGGAACAAAAGGGGCAAGCACUCCUUCUUCAUCGGUUAACCAUGCGAAUUAUUAUGUCACUCGUCGGGAUCUUUGGAAUAACCUCUUAAUGCACAAACAAUUCGUCCGUAAUGAACCUUGGGUGAUUCUAGGUGAUUUUAAUUCGGCUCUAAACCUUGAAGACAAAUCUAUGGGUUGCUCGUCGGUUUCUACUAGCAUGAAAGAGUUUCAAGCUUGCGUUGAUGACAUUGAAAUGGUUGACUUAAAUCGAACUGGUAUCCACUUUACGUGGAAUCAGAAGCCAAAGAAGGGGAUUGGGUUAAUGAAAAAGAUUGAUAGAGUUAUGGGGAAUACCCAAUUCAUUGCCACUUUUCCUAGUGCUGUGGCGAUGUUCUACCCGUCCAGGUUAUCGGAUCACUGUCCGUGUGUCCUCAAGGUUCCGGAAGUUAAUAAACCUAAACAUCGGUCUUUCAAAUUUGCGAAUUUCCUGAAACUUCGGCUGCUUAAGCCUCCUUUACGCGGUUUACUGUUUCAGCAAGGUAAUUUGCACAAGAAGGUGCAACUUUUACGUGAUAGGCUUGAUGGUAUCCAGCGGGAUCUUGAUAAGGAUUUGAAUAGCGUGAGUCUUCGGGUUGAGGAAUCUAAUAUUCGGCGUGCUUAUCAAGAGGCUUUGCUAGAUGAAGAGAGAUUUUUGAAGCAAAAGUCCAAGGUGGACUGGCUUUCGGCUGGUGACAUGAACUCGGCCUUCUUUCAUUCAGCGCUAAAGAAUAAAAUUCACUACAGUCGGAUCGAUGUUAUUCGGGAUGCUAGUGGAAAUGUGUUUGAGGAUGAAUUGGUGCAAAAAGUGUUUGUUGAGCAUUAUGAAAAAUUCUUGGGAUGCAAAGGGGUCACGUCGCUCACUCCAUCUCCUGAAUUAUUUUCAAAAACGCUGGACAUGGAUGUUGCCACUCAUAUGGUUAGACCGGUCACACCCGAUGAGGUUAGACAGGCUAUCUUUUCGAUUGGCUCGGAUAAGGCUCCAGGGCCUGAUGGCUUUACUGCUGGAUUCUUUAAAAGUGCUUGGCCUAUCGUUGGUAAUGAGGUCUCGAAUGCCGUGAUUGAUUUUUUUGUUACAGGGAGGCUCCUUAGAGAAUUAAACCAUACGCUCAUUGUUCUGAUCCCUAAAAUUACGUCCCCAUCUGUAGUCACGGAUUACCGCCCGAUUGCUUGUUGCAAUGUCCUGUACAAAUGUAUUAGUAAAAUUAUUUCCGAGAGAAUUAAAGUGGCGUUGAAUGAUAUUGUCAGUAUCAACCAAUCAGCUUUUGUGCCGGGUAGAAAAAUCUCUGAUAAUAUUUUGUUAACGCAAGAGCUGAUGCACAAUUAUCACCGGAAUAUCGGCCCGCCUAAGUGUUCUUUCAAAGUUGACAUUCAGAAGGCGUAUGAUACUGUGGAUUGGGAUUUUCUCAAGAAUAUAUUGAUUGGUUUCGGGUUUCAUGCUGAUAUGGUUCACUGGAUUAUGGUAUGUGUAUCUACUACCACUUUUUUUGUGUGUAUUAAUGGUGAGGUUCAUGGUUUUUUCAAGGGUAACCGGGGGCUAAGACAGGGUGAUCCGAUUUCUCCAUACUUGUUCACACUUGUCAUGGAGAUUCUUACGGCUAUCUUACACCAUGCGGUCAGGAUUGACUCUUCAUUUAAAUUUCAUAACAAAUGUGAACGCCAACAGAUUAUCAACCUCUGUUUUGCGGACGACUUGUUUAUAUUUUCAAGAGGGGAGAUUGCGUCGGCCAGGUGUAUCAUGAAGUCCCUUGAUUCGUUUAUGAAAAUGUCGGGAUUAUUACCUAAUAUUCAGAAAAGUACAGUUUUUUUCUCUAAUGUCCCGUCUUAUAUUAAAACUGCGAUUUUGAAUAUUAUGCCGUUCAGGGAGGGUAUUUUGCCAGUGAGAUAUUUGGGGGUGCCUCUUAUAUCUUCUCGUUUGCUGUAUAAAGAUUGUCAAGUUAUGGUGGAGAAGCUAGAAAAACGUAUCAUGCAUUGGAGGAAUAAGCUUCUUUCUUUUGCGGGCAGGGUUCAGCUCAUUGUCUCGGUCUUGUCCUCGAUGCAUAUAUUCUGGUCGUCAGUGUUUAUUUUGCCUAAUCGGGUGAUUCUUGAGUUGGAGGCGUUGAUGCGGAAUUUUCUAUGGUCUCAGGAUAGUGCGUUUCAAAAAGGUCGAGCCAAGGUGUCUUGGAAAGCUAUCUGUGUGCCUAAAUUUGAGGGUGGGUUAGGCAUCCGUCGAAUCAGAGAUGUUAAUAAAGCGCUUAUGACAGCACAUAUUUGGAGUAUUAUUUCGAGACGGGACUCCUUGUGGGUUCAGUGGGUUCACUCUUACAGGUUGAAAGGUAAAAGUUUCUGGGCUUGUAGAGUUCCUGCUAGUUGUUGCUGGUCUUGGAGGAAGCUUCUUCAGAUUCGUCCAACUAUGAGAAGGUUCAUUUGGUCCGAUGUGGGUAAUGGUUUAUGUACGUCAGCUUGGUUCGAUAACUGGAGUCUAUUGGGUCCGCUCGAGCAGUUUAUUUCGCCUAGAUCUAUUGCUAAUGCGGGGUUCAAUAUGGAGUCUAAAGUCUCGGAUGUGGUUUCUAAUAACUCGUGGAGAUGGCCAGCCGCUUGGAGGGAUUUAUAUCCGGUUCUGAUACAGCUGGAUCAUAUGUCCUUUGAUACGCACAAACCUGAUAAACUCGUAUGGCGUCAAGGAGAUCAGAUUCAUGAUUUUUCUACAUCUCGUGCUUGGGAUUCAAUUAGGCACCGAGAAUUGGAGGUUGGGUGGAGUCGCAUUGUUUGGUUCGGCCAAUGCAUUCCGCGUCAUGCGUUUUUAAUGUGGCUGAUCAUGAGAAGAAAAUUACUCACUCAGGAUAAAAUAUUGUCUUGGGAUUUCUCGCGUAGGAAGAAUAUGGAUAUGAUGUGUUGUUUACUCUGUUAUGCUAACCAUGAUUCUCACAGUCAUCUGUUCUUCGAGUGUAAGUAUUCUGCUCAAGUGUGGCAUAUGGUUAGGUGCAAAGUGGGUAUGCUUUCGGUUCAGCCCAAAUGGGAUGAUAUUGUUAAUUGGCUUCUGUUGCGGUCCAGUUCGAAAUCAGCGGCUGACUAUAUUACGAGAUUGGGGGUGGCGGCUAGUGCUUAUUUUAUUUGGCAGGAGCGAAAUGCUAGACUAUUCAAGAACCAGUUGAGACCUCCGGAAAUGCUAAGUGAACUUAUUAUUCAACAGGUGCGGUAUAAAUUGAUGGGAGCGAGGUUGAAGAAUUGUGAUAACGUGCGACGACUUCUAAGGGAGUGGGAGAUUGACGGAACUGAACUCCAUGAUGAUGGCGGCUGA
Messenger RNA from Helianthus annuus (common sunflower), 4872 nucleotides. RefSeq lists its product as uncharacterized. The record is from RefSeq and is a predicted model, not a curated record. Bases 1 to 4872 code for a protein of 1623 amino acids. Lineage: Eukaryota; Viridiplantae; Streptophyta; Magnoliopsida; Asterales; Asteraceae. The transcript is spliced from 3 exons.